GAUUUUGUAUGUGAAUCGCGCUUUAAAAAUUAACGUCUAUCUGACAGUCGCCACUUUGCGCUAUGCCAAAUUGGAAAACAAAAACAUGUAACUUUGUGUUCGGCUUCAAUUAUAUACGCACAUUUAGAAAAGUUAUCAUUUAUCAUUUUAUGCAGUAACAAUCAUAAGAUAUUGUGUAAUUACAGUGAGUUGGCAGUAUUGCUACAAUCGUCACCUGUUCAGUGGGGCUCCGAACACAGAGUAAUAUCAAAGUGAAAUUAUGAUUCAAAAUUGUGAUAUGCCGAAAAUUGCCGGGGCAAUAGUUUUGCCCCAAAUCGGUGGAUGGAUCAAUGGGUAUUUAACUCGAAGAGAAAUAAAGGGAUGGUAUCAGUCCUUGAACUUCCCAUCCUUUCGCCCUCCGAAUUGGGUGUUCGGUCCAGUCUGGACAUCGUUGUAUGCUGGCAUGGGUUACGCCUCUUACUUGGUGUGGAGAGACGGUGGUGGAUUUGGAGGCAUCGCAAAAGGUCCCCUUAUUCUUUACGGUACACAAUUGGCUCUCAACUGGGCCUGGACACCAAUUUUCUUCACACAACACGACUUGAAAUGGAGCUUAGUAGAAAUUGCUGCAUUAACUACAACUGUUGCUGCUACGGGAUUUGCAUUUUUCAACAUUAACAGAAUUGCCGGUUAUCUGUUUAUUCCGUACUUCGCCUGGUGUUCGUUUGCAACUUUGUUGAAUUAUGAGAUAUACAAACUUAAUCCUAAGCAAACAGCGACGAUUGAAGAAAUUAAGGAGGACAAACAAAAGUAACUUAUGGAGACUCCAUAAACCAUUUGUCAUUUAUUUUGAACCGAUCAAUUCUAGCGAUCGUGUAAUCCAGAGAAGAGGGUGUAACCAAAGUAGAUCUUACACGAUCAAUAUUGUCAUUGAAUACAUACAACAUCAAAUAGAUAGUAUAUACUUCACAAACUUUACACACAUUACACGUGAAUGCUUAAGCUUUUGCUAAAUGUUAAAAUUAAAAAGCAUUGACGAAAAAAAUGACAGAAUUAUUGACUAUGUAAGGUGCUACAAUACUGUGCAAAGUGCGCUCAGUCGCAACUUUGUAUUUGCUUUAUGAUAUAUUUUAAAAUAAUGUCAGGGAAAAGGUUAUUACUGUUAGAACAUGCAUUAAACGAAAGAAUAAAAAUAAAAUUUAUAACACA
Molecule: messenger RNA, 1185 nt
Organism: Toxorhynchites rutilus septentrionalis
Lineage: Eukaryota; Metazoa; Arthropoda; Insecta; Diptera; Culicidae
Product: translocator protein
Exons: 2
Coding region: 260-790 (176 amino acids)
Cellular component (GO): mitochondrial outer membrane
Source: RefSeq, a predicted model, not a curated record